UCAGUUUCUUCGCAAGGGCUGAAUAAUCAACCAUCGUAUCGUAUCGUCACUGUGUGCGAAUCCGAAAUCAAAAUCAAGAUCACGUAAUCAAUCAAGUGUCAAUCAAUCAAGCAGAAGGAGAAGGGUAAGUGAAGCAUCCCGUCGUAGCCAUGGACGAGCUGCAAAUAUCUCCUGCAGAUCCGCAUGGCGCCAGUCCAGGUAAGGAUCAACAAGCGGCAGGUGUUGGCAUUCUUCUUCAAAUUAUGAUGCUCGUCCUCUCCUUCAUCCUUGGUCACGUCUUACGCCGUCACAGAUUCUAUUAUCUUCCUGAAGCUAGCGCAUCCUUACUCAUCGGAUUAAUCGUCGGUGGACUUGCGAAUGUUUCAAACACAGAAACUAGUAUCAGGGCCUGGUUCAAUUUUCAUGAAGAGUUCUUCUUCCUCUUUUUGUUGCCUCCAAUCAUAUUCCAAUCAGGAUUCAGUUUAGCGCCUAAACCAUUCUUUUCGAACUUUGGAGCCAUAGUGACAUUUGCAAUUUUGGGAACAUUUAUUGCUUCAGUUGUUACAGGUCUUUUAGUGUACCUUGGUGGUGUAAUGUACCUCAUGUACAGACUUCCAUUGGUUGAGUGUUUGAUGUUUGGUGCCCUUAUUUCAGCAACAGAUCCUGUCACCGUUCUCUCCAUUUUUCAGGAGCUUGGCACAGACACGAAUCUCUACGCAUUAGUUUUUGGUGAAUCGGUUUUAAAUGAUGCAAUGGCAAUUUCCUUGUACAGGACAAUGUCAUUGGUGAAGAACAAUUCAUCUGGACAAAAUUUCUUCUUGAUAGUUGUUAGGUUUCUUGAGACGUUCGUUGGUUCCAUGUCAGCAGGAGUUGGAGUUGGAUUCACAUCUGCUUUGCUGUUUAAGUAUGCAGGCUUGGAUAUUGAUAAUCUACAGAACUUGGAAUGUUGCCUGUUUGUUCUUUUUCCGUACUUCUCGUACAUGCUAGCAGAAGGGCUUGGCUUAUCUGGAAUUGUGUCGAUCUUGUUCACUGGGAUGGUUAUGAAGCAUUAUUCCUUCUCAAACUUGUCAGAAAAUUCUCAGAAAUUUGUGGCCGCUUUUUUCCAUUUGAUAUCGUCUUUAGCUGAGACAUUUGUAUUUAUAUACAUGGGCUUUGAUAUUGCUAUGGAACAGCAUAGCUGGUCCCACGUGGGAUUCAUCUUUUUUUCUAUUAUAUUCAUCGGAUUAGCAAGGGCUGCAAAUGUAUUCUCAUGUGCAUAUUUGUUGAACUUAGUUCGACCUGCACAGCGACAAAUACCCGUAAAACACCAGAAAGCACUUUGGUACAGUGGACUUAGAGGUGCUAUGGCUUUUGCUCUUGCUUUGCAAUCAGUUCAUGAUCUUCCUGAGGGACAUGGCCAGACGAUAUUUACUGCAACCACUGCAAUAGUCGUUUUAACGGUCUUGCUUAUUGGUGGCUCAACAGGUACUAUGCUUGAAGCUUUACAUGUUGUAGGAGAUACACAUGAGCCCCACUUGUCUGAUAACUUUGAAGCUAACAACGGUUACGUGGCUCCUUAUGAUGAUGAAGAAUCAUCAUCAUCUGGGAACAGACUAAAGAUGAGACUUAAAGAAUUUCACAGAAGUGCUGCAUCUUUCAGGGCGUUAGAUAGGAACUAUCUUACCCCAUUCUUCACAACUCAAUCUGGAGACAGGGAUGACAAUGAUGAUAGUAAUGCUGAAGAUUCUUUACUGAGGUCUAGAAGAGAAGGUUUCCACUAGCAGAAUUAUUUUAUCUGAGGUGGAAUGAAGUAAACCGGAUGAUGAGAUUAUUACGUGUAGGUAGGUAGGUAAGGUAUAAGGUACGAUAGAGUUGCUAGUAUACUUGUGUAAAUGGUGAAAGUAGAUUAAGAAGGGAAGUUGGAGGUGUUUUUUAGUUGCAUGACUAUUUAUUGCAUUGUUUCAAUGAAAAGUUAAAGCAAACUCAUCGAUUACUAACAUGUGAAACCGAAAACAUGAAGAAACACUAAAGCCUUGCAAUUAAGCUUUCAUUUGUAAGGUCAGAUUGGUUCAUAGAAUCAGCUGGAAUUGGAAUAUGAAAUUCAUGGAAUAACAUAUUGGUUUGUCAA
Molecule: messenger RNA, 2086 nt
Organism: Helianthus annuus (common sunflower)
Lineage: Eukaryota; Viridiplantae; Streptophyta; Magnoliopsida; Asterales; Asteraceae
Product: sodium/hydrogen exchanger 6
Exons: 22
Coding region: 150-1739 (529 amino acids)
Biological process (GO): regulation of pH; sodium ion transport; proton transmembrane transport
Cellular component (GO): membrane; endosome
Molecular function (GO): sodium:proton antiporter activity
Source: RefSeq, a predicted model, not a curated record